CUGCAAUGAAACUAAAAAUCUUUUAUCAUUUUUAAUUACCAUAAAUAAUUUUAUAAUUAUGGUACCUGUACAUGAAAGUCCUAUAGUAUUAAAGCAGCUGGUAUUAUUAUGUUAGUGAGACCAAAGUAACAAUUUUACAAGACAAAUCAGUGCAGUGCAUUAUUGACAAAUAGUCGUCACUUGCCCACCGUCAAUAGUAUGCAGAGCUGGUUCUUUGCCCAAGACCGGAAAAAACCGAAAACUAGAAUUCCUCCGAAAUCGUCGGCCAAGCCACCACCGUCACCACCGAAAAUGUAUACCGAAGAGUGGAAAUUUAGUGUAUCCGUUCCAUAUGCUAAUGUUAGCGCUCGAGAUACCGUAGUUAUUACGGGGAAUAUACCUCAGCUCGGUGAAUGGGAUUAUUUGAACGCAGUUCCACUUGAAAAGGAGCCAGGUAGAGAUGUGUGGUCUAACAGUAUAACAAUUCCAAACACAUGCGAGAUUUACUAUCGCUAUGCCGUGUGUACCUUCGAUGAUCAUAACAAAGAAGCAGUCAUUGUGCGAUCCUGGGAGACCAAUGUUCGUCCUAGAGUAAUCAAGGAAAACAUGCGUGAGCCAUCACUAGAUGUCUAUGGGCACUAUGAUGGCAAGUCCAGGAUCUGUAGGGGAUGGCUCACAUGUCAAACAUUACUGCAAUUUAAAUUUGUCAAAAAUCCAUUAAAGCUUAAGACUCGUUUAGCUGGAAGACUCAUGAAUAUAAAAGUGACUCCAGUCAAUUUGAGUUUUGGAAAUGAAGGUCAGAUUGAAGAUUCACUAAGCACUGAUACUGCUGAGGUCCCCACCGGAGUUUCUGUAGAGGUGGCCACAUUGGAUAAUGAUGCUUCCCUUUGUCAGCUGCACCCACAAGAACAGUUUGGAAAGGAGUACAGACCUAAUGAUAUUCUUAUUGUUAAUAUAAUGGCCCAGAAGCUGGACAGUGUGGCUUAUCUAGUAGAUUUCUAUUGCUAUAGUACAAGAGCUUCCACUCAGGAACCGCCAUGUCAUGUUGGUUACACAUACAUACUGCCCAACAUGUUCAAACAGUCGGAGGGAAUUUUAGAAUUGCCAGUCACAUGCAGCAUCAAGCAUAGACCUCUUGGGACAGUGAACAUUCAGUAUUUGACUAUAAAUCCCAUGUCUGAAACUAAGCUUAACUCUUUUGAGGUUUCAUAUGCGAAGCAUUGGAAUCCUGCAUGGACCGGGUUGGAGGUAGGGCAUCGGGGGCUGGGAGCUAGCUUCAAAAAGAAAGAAGGAAAUUCUAUUCGUGAAAAUACCAUAGCUUCUCUUAGACAGGCAGCUGCAAGUGGUGCAGACAUGCUUGAGUUUGAUGUUCAGCUAAGUAAAGAUAUGAUACCAGUUAUAUAUCAUGAUUUUUAUGUAUGUAUUUCUAUGAAAAGAAAGAAGGAAGUUGACUUUACAGAAAUGCUAGAAUUGCCUGUGAAGGACUUGACUUUGGAACAGCUUCAGAAACUAAAGGUAUACCACUUAGUUGAGGGACGAAGCCAUGAAGCCCUGUUUUUUGAUGAAGAUUUAGAAGAACACCAGCCAUUUCCAACAUUGGAAUUGGCUUUAAACACUAUAGAUAGCCAUGUUGGAUUCAAUGUUGAGCUUAAAUGGACCAUGGAGUUGGAGGAUGGUACAUUUGAGCUUAAUAACCCAUUUGAUAUGAACAUUUAUGUUGAUAAGGUACUGGAGAUUGUUUUGAAGCAUGCAGGAUCGAGAAACAUCGUGUUUUCCUGUUUCAAUCCUGAUAUCUGCACAAUGGUCAGAAACAAGCAAAACAAAUAUCCUGUCAUGUUUUUAACGAUUGGUGUGACAAGUAGAUACAAGCCAUACCGAGACCCCAGGUGCCUAUCAAUUCCGGCUGCAGUACAAAAUGCCAUCAGUUCAGACAUUUUGGGCAUAGUUGUGCACACGGAAGACCUGCUCAGAGAUCCUACCCAGGUCAAGUUGGCGACGGACGCCGGAUUGGUGAUAUUCUGUUGGGGCGACGACAAUAACGACAAAACCACCAUCAAGAAACUUAAAGAUCUCGGUCUUCACGCCGUCAUAUACGACAAACUUGACCAGUAUAUCACUAAAGACGUUAAGGAGAGCAUAUUCCUGAUGGAAGCGCGCGAAUCCCAGCGCGACGUGAUUCGCCUGGCCGCGCUCUCGCCGCCCGCGCCCUUGUCCUUGCCCGCGAGCAGCGCCUCGCUGGAAGUCGCGCGCGACGCCGACGCCGACGCCGCGCGGCCCUACCUCGACCUGGCCGCUCGCUUCGCCGCAGCGCCCUCCACCGUCACCUCCCUAGAGUCCCUCGCCUCCACCGACGACGAGGAUAGAAACUUGAAGAGAAACAGGGACAUUAUAGCUUGCAUUGACAAGGAAUCCCAAGUAAAGGAGCAGCGCCACAAUUUCCAAGGCCUGUUUCCGGCCGGCGACAACAAGUCCGCUAGUAUCAAAAAGUCGCGUAAGAGUGACGCUGAAUGAAUUUAUCUAGCUAGAGCUUGCAGCAAAGUACGCUUUUGAUUUUAUUUUUGCUCAAUUUAUAGUUAGGGUUUUUCAUUUAAGGGCAGUAACGGAUCGUUUUGUAUAGAUUUUAAUACAAAAUGUCCCGAUUUAAUUGCUCUUAAGUUAGUUUUAUUACAUCUGUACAGGUAUUAAUUUUAAAUUGUUUCCAGUAACGUAACACAUUUUAUAUUUUAUUUCAUACAUCGUAAUUAGAUUGCAUUGAUUUCUGGGUAUUAAAUGUUAUCAUUUGAACCACGUUAAGUCAGCUAUUCAUCUGAAACACAUCUAUACAACUGCCUGCAAUAUUCGAUAUCAUAGCAUAGGCACAUUAUAGUUACCACUUUCUUAACCCUUAAAUGCAUAUUGUUGCCAAAUGUAUACAAAGCAUUGAACAGCUCACAGAUUCAACAGAAUCAAUAAAAAUUGAAUUGAUACAAAGAUUCUACGGUUAAAUAAAUAAAAAAUCAUGCAUUUAAGGGUUAAUUUUAACCCAUUAACGACAUUCCCAAAAUAUAGCACCAGUCAGCAACUCUUGUGAUGUCUUUUACAUAAUUAGCCCUAAAAGUUGUUAAAUUUUUGGCAUCAGUGUCAGCUAAACCUAAACCUCAGUCAAUAAAUGAAACUUUUAUAACAGCAACUUGCCUUCAAUCCUACAAACCUCUCUACUUUCUGUAUAAGCUAUGCAUAUUAUUAGCAUUUUAAAUAGGUAAUAUAAAAACUUAAAAAUUAAUAAAUUAAAGAGUAGGUAAGAACAAUAGGAGAAAACGGACAAGGAGAGCCGACCCCAGAUGAUGGGAAAUGGCGCAGGCAGAUGAUGUAAGAACAAUAAUAAAGAAAAUGAACAAGUUAUGGUCAGGAAACCGUCGUAGAUUUUUUUAAUACAUUAAUGACUAGUUUUUUGUAGGAAUGUAUUAUGUAUACCUACACUUGCAAGGCACACAUGUCGCAUUUUUGAAGGCGAUUAUCUUCAAGUUAAUCUGCCCAAAGUUCCUAUCUAAUUAAUUAUCAAAAAUCAUCUUUAUAAUUUGCCUAAUAAAGCUUCUCUUAUACUAUAUAUGUGACGUUUUCAACUAAAAGGUACCACAUUGUCCCUUGUCGAUAAGGUUGAUACCAAAUUGAAGCUUUAUGGAAAUAGCGUCUUAUUGACAAUCGACAAUAAGUACCCCUUUGGUUGAAAAUGGCACAUAUUUCGUUUCGAACAAGUAGCAGACAGCUAACCUGAGAUCGUUAGUUCAUCUACUAGACGUGACAUGACAUCUCAGUUCUAGAUCCUGUAUAAGCCAUACAAGCAAAAGAACCGUGUCUUCGCAGCACUUAGGCCCAUUUAAUAAGAUCUUUAAAUAAACUUAUUAAUGGCUCAACCUAUCAUGUUUAAAUAUAACUUUAAUAACAAAACUACCGUGAGGCACUGACAUAUUAAAUAUAUUAAACCGGGUCACUCACGUUUAUACAGUCGAUGAUUGCUCGAUAUGUUUCAAAACAAUUUUUGUGGAAAGUUUUUAAGUUUUAUUUUCUAUUUUUUUGCUCGCCUGGUUCAAAAGUUAGAGGGACGAUUAUUUCCAAAAGUAUUCCCAGAAGCAAAAAACGUUAUUAGUAGAUAAAACUUAAUGUUAUUUUUAAAUUUAAUACCUAUCGAAUAAUGCCUUUAGGAACAUAAUAUUGAAUUCUCAUAAUUCAUCAUUUUGAGAAUUAAACAUUUCGAGAUUCAACAUUUUGAGAAUCCAACAUUUCGAGAAUCCAACAUUAUGAGAAUUCAACAUUAUGUUCCUAAAGGGAAUAAUGUGCCACACGUUGAUUUUACUCAAAAAGGUCUUAAUAGUUACAUGUAUGGAGUGCCCUCCGUAAAAAAAUAUGUUUUUAUAAAUUUUUACUUCUAAACAGUGUAUAGCGGGUAACAAAAUACACCUACAUUCCAAAUUUUGGUUAAUUAUAUGAAUAGAGUAAAAUGGCUGUGACAUACAACAGACGGACAUGACGAAACUAAAGGGUGUCUCAAAAAGGACGCAAGAUUUGAAAUUGAUGAAAAACAAUUUUUUUUUUCGUUAUAAUAUAUUUGUAUAUAAAAUCUUGAAAUACAUAAAAUAGGGUUAUUUGUGGAAUAAUACGUCAGGCAAAUGUCCUCCUAGGCUUUGCUGGCACAUACGCACUCUUUUGUCAAAAUUUUCAAUGACCAUUUUGCAUAGAUGCGGCUGAAUUUCUCCGAUGCAGCGUCGAAUUUCCUCUUUUAAAGCAUGAGUGGUUGUGGGCUUAUUGGCAUAGACUUUAGACUUUAAAUAACCCCAUAAACACUCCCUAAAUUUUUGCAACCACUGCUCACAGUUGAUGAAGUCGAGUCAAUAUUCCGACCAUAUUUUGCACGGAAUUUUCGAACCGUACCCGCCAAACUUAAUAGUGACGUUUGAAAUAUUGUUCAAUAAUAAAAACGCGUUGAUCUUUCGUAUAACCCGCCAUUUUUACAAACCCUAAACAUUCAGCUGUCAAAUCACUUGUCAGUGUAAUGCAGUUGUUGGUAAAAAAAAAAAACAAUGAUUAUAAUAUAGUUGGUCAAACCAAAUUGUCAGUAAAUAAGAACAAAAAAACUAUACUCAUCCUUUUCUUUAGUCUCUCUGUGUCAAAUAGUUUUUUUAGGGUUGCCAGCACUAAAAUACAAAAAUGGCGGCAAAUUGAAAUCUUGCGUCCUUUUUGGGACAUAGUGGCAGAUCUUAGGUCCACCACCUUGCAUUUUUGAGACAAAGCAAACCGUUUGGAACAGUUGUUUCUGGGGGUGAUCUGAGCUAAUUUAGCCCGGUUGCCACGAGGUCCCCCCCAGCAGGUGGGCAGGGGGGGGGGGGGAAAGUGGCUCCGGCGCGCCUCACUCUAAGCUUUAUAUCUGCAUACAUCUAGCAAAUAUAUCAAGUUUGGUGUCUUUUUCGUAUAAUUCGAGGAUGAAGAAUUCAUUUCUGUGACUAAAUUUUCACUCACCCAUACAAAAAAUACGAGAAAUUUAAAAUUCAAAAAUUUUCUUUACACUUUUUUUUUCCAAAAUCCUCUACUAAAUUAAAACUAUGGCGAUUUGCUCUAGAAAAAAAUACCUGUGAAUAGCCCAGUUAUCCUUCUAUAUAAAAUAGUAAAGUUGUCAAACAUUUUUCUUUUAUAACUCUGUUAAAAAAAUGUUUUAUGUCGCGCGGCGUACCCGCGUUGUAAGAGCGGUAUGCAGCUUUUAGGAUUUUUAAGUAUGUUUAGAUUACUUUAGAUGAUUUCUGAUGAGUUGUUAUUCUUCUGUUCGUAGAUUACAUUAAUAAAUUACUUCUGGACGUGAUAUAUAUACAAAUAUAUAAAUAAAGCCUUGGAAAACUUUACUAUUAACUAGCUUUUGCCGGCGACUUCGUCUGCGUGGAGUUAGUAAUUUGGGUAGCUUAUUUUUUAUCCAAUAUGCUUUUUAUCGAUUUCCCAUACAAACAUCCACCUCCCUUUUCACCCCCUUAAAGGAUAAUUUCUGAUAUAAAAACCACCCCGGGACUCAAACUAUAUCAAAUUUCAACUAAAUCGGUCCAGCGGUUUAAGCCUGAAGAGGUAACAGAUAGACAGACAGACAGACAGACAGACAGACAGACACACUUUCGCAUAUAUAAUACUAGUUCUUGCCCGCGACUUUUAUCCAAUCUCCUUUUUAUUGAUUCCCCAUAUAAACUUCCACCCCCUUUUCACCCCCUUAAGGGGUGAGUUCUGAGAUAAAAACUAUCCUAUGUCCUUUCCCGAGACUCAAACUAUCUCUACACCGAAUUUCAAGUAAAUCGGUUCAGUGGUUUAAGCGUGAAGAGGUAACAGACAGACAGAAAGACACACUUUCGCAUUUAAAAUAUUAGUAUGGAUGUGAUAAAAUUAACAGUUAGAUGUUUGACAAAAAAUGCGGGUUGAAAUAAGAUAUAUAUUGUUCGCAAUUGCCACUACAUGCACAUAAAUAUGUCAGUGCAUUUUAGUUUUUUUUAACGCAGUUGCACCUCCCUGUGCAUUUUGUUUUGCAGCGGCAACGAAUAAGCUCUAAACAAGCAACAGCCGUCGCAGGUAGGCUUGUCCAUAUGGGCUCCCAAUAACCUGUUGCUGAGGGGCUAUAAUAUGUCCCCAAACAUAGCCUCCUUGGUAUACUGCACGGAGAAUAAUGUUUACUUAGCGCAUCUUCCGUUGGAGGCAGAUUCUCUAACUGGAGAUUUCUUCGGCACUCAUUUACACUCGUACUUGUACCUGAUCUGAAAUCAGUAACAAAAUGCAUAGUGUUAAAAUAAGUCUAGGGUUGACACCUCGCGUAAUUCAAAUUUGUUCAGACUUAAUAUUGUAAGACUUACUUGAGUUACUUGUCAUAUAAGACAAUAACAAUUUUUUCCAAUAUUGGCAACGCCUGCUCAAUAUUGCCUUGUUUGCCAAAUUUAAAUCCCUUCGUUACAGCAGGAUAUGAUCUCCAAGCUUGAAAUACGCUUUUUGUCCCCUUUUUCACCUUUCCACACAAAAAAGAAACAGUGUCGCAACCUGAAAAGGCGUGGAAGAAUGGCAAGACUUCUGUCCUUUCUGGUCCUGUAAAAUAAAUUAUACAUCUAUGCGUUACAAAUAAAAUCAUAUAGUUAAAGGAAGUUUGCAGCACGUGACCAGUUGCCCUCGUACAGGAAGCAGACACGCGCAUGAUGGUCCAUUAUGUGGCUGAUGCUGUAGCCACAGGUCACACAAAAAUUAUGCUACGCACAGUGGAUACUGAUGUUGUUGUUCUCGCAGUUGCAUGUAUAUCACAAUUGCCGGAGCUCCAGGAGUUAUGGGUACAUAUUGGCACAGGAAAGAAUGACCAGUUCCUCUCGUGCUAUGCUAUUGCAUCUUCAUUAGGUAACUUUUGUAGUUCCUCCAUUAAUUGUAAAUAAAAUAAAUAUGUCACCGCAGUACGAGACAGGUCAUCUGGGCAAUUGGUCACGUGCUGCAAACUUUCUUUAAAUAUAUGAUUUUAUUUGUAACGCAUAGAUAUAUAAUUUAUUUCACAGGACCAGAAAAUACAGUAGUCUUGGAACUCUUCCACGCCUUUUCAGGUUGCGACACUGUUUCUUUUUUGUGUGGAAAGGUGAAAAAAAGCGUAUUUCAAGACUGGAGGGCAUAUCCUGCUGUAACAGAGGGAUUUAAAUACGACAAACAAGGCAAUACUGAGCAGGCGUUGCCAAAUUUGCCAAUAUUGGAAAAAUUUGUUAUGGUCUUGUAUCACAAGUAAGAGUCUUACAUUUUUAAGUCUGGACAGAUUUGAAUUACGAGGUGUGAAUUUAUUCCUAGACAGUAUUUUAACACUAUGCAUUUUGUUACUGAUUUCAGAUCAGGUACAGUACAAGUACGAGGUACGAGUGUAAAUGAGUGCCGAAGAGUACUUUAUACAAUGAGAAAUCUCCAGUUAGAGCAGGGUUUUUUAAAGUGGGGUCCACGGACCCCUUAGGGGUUCAUAGCAUGUUUAUCAGGGGUCCGCAGUAAGUCAAAUAUCUACUGUAAACAUACUUAUUAGGAAAUGUUGUAAUAAACUUGACGAGACCUAAGUGUAAUGAAACUUGUAAUAAAAGUAAAUUUUAAAAUAUAAAUAAGGGUUUUUAUUAUUUUUCUAAAAUAUAUUUUAACCGGGGUCCGUGGAAUUGUUUAAAUUGUGAAAAUGGUCCGUGACAGCAAAAAGUUUAAGAAACCGUGAGUUAGAGAAUCUGCCUCCAACAGAAGAUGCCCUACGUAAACAUAUUCUCCGUGCAGUUUACCAAGGAGGAGUUUGGGGAGGAGGUUUGGGGACAGAUUAUAUCCUCUCAGCAACAGCUACCAUGCCCUGCUGACUGGGGCUGGUCCAAACAAAAGGGUUAUUGGGAGCCCAUAUGGACAAGCCGACCUGCGGCGGCAGCUACUUGUUUGGAGAUUAUUCGUUGCCGCUGCAAAACAAAUGAGCAAGGAGGUGCAACUGCGUUAAAAAAACUAAAAUGUACGGACCUAUGUGCAUGUAGUGACAAUUGCGAACAAUAGAUAUCUAAUUUUAACCCGCAUCUUUGUCAAACAUCUAACUAUGUUAAUUUUAUCACAUUUAUAAUAACUACUGGCAAAUUUAUAAAAUGUAGGCGCGAAGGGAUAUCGUCCCAUAUAAAAUUUGAAUUUCGCGCCUUUUUCUGCUGACAUGAUUUGCUUGACCAACUAUAUAUCACAUCCAGAAGUAAUUUAUUAAUGUAAUCUACAACCAGAAGAAUAACAACUUAUCAGAAAUCAUCUAAACAUACUUAAAAAUCCUAAAAGCUGCAUACCGCUCUUACAACACGGGUACGCCGGGCGACACAAAACAUUUUUUUAACAGAGUUAUAAAAGAAAAAUGUUUGACAAGUUUACUAUUUUAUAUAGAAGGAUAACUGGGCUAUUCACAGGUAUUUUUUUUUUCUAGAACAAAUCGCCAUAGUUUUAAUUUUGAGGAGGAUUUUCGAAAAAAAAAGUGUAAAGAAAAUUUUUGAAUUUUGAAUUUCUCGUAUUUUUUGUAUGGGUGAGUGAAAAUUUAGUCACAGAAAUGAAUUCUUCAUCCUCGAAUUAUACGAAUAAGACACCAAACUUGAUAUAUUUGCUAGAUGUAUGCAGAUAUAAAGCUUAGAGUUGGGCGCGCCGGAGGCACUUUUCCCCCCCGCCCCUGCCCACCUGCUGGGGGGAACCUCGUGGCAACCGGGCUAAAUCAGCUCAGAUCACCCCCAGGAACACCUGUUCCAAGCGGUUUGCUUUGUCUCAAAAAUGCAAGGUCCCCUUAGAAAACGGGAUCUAAGAUCUCUAGCUAACAUGCUUUAUAAGGGUUCCGUUUUUGCAAUUUCGUUCUACGGAACCCUAAAAAUCGAAAAUCGACAAACUAAGGGGCAAGUUAAGCUAAUGGUUAACAUACAUCAAAUUGUGUAAAAAUAUUUUCCAUAAUGUCAAUAUCCAAGGAGGAAAGUGGGGACUACGUUUGUAUGAAGAAACGGUCGUUCAUUACUUAGCCUCGUAAUUUAAUAUGAAAACUUCGUGGUCUUCGCACUCCUCCCAGACUCUGAUGUCUCAGUGCUGCCACCUAGUGCACGACAUUCAUACAGCUCGAUUUUUUUCGACGCCUUUCUAGUGAUAGACUUAUCGUCUGGCGUUUAUUUAUAAGGAAAAAAUAAAAAAUGUUUUUUAUUUUAUUUUAUUUCGGAAGACAAUGUUCGAAGUUCAAAACAAAACAAAAGCUUUUAGGAAUCAGGGCGUUAGAUGAAGUAAUUAAUGUACUAGCUCUAGCUGACUGGCUCUUAAUUAAUUUUAUCCAUGCUUCGUUUCUAUUUGCCUAUAAACUGUUUAUAUUUAUAAGUAAGUUCUAUAGAACAACAUUGAAAGAAUAUAUCCUAAAUUAGGGUCAGUUGCACCAACCAUACUUUAACCAACUGAUCAACAUCACUCAACCGAGUACUAUUUAUUUAGUCGUAUGGCAUAUUACAAUUCAUGGUCGCUUUACAGAUUUACAAAUUAAUAGUUAGGUUCUUCACCCAAUGGGCUGCGUUGUCGCUUAGCUUAAGUAAGUCCAGAGGAUCUCCUGUGUACUUCCUUUUUGGGCACUCGCGGACUAUGUGGUAAAUGGACUGUACAGGUGCUCCACAGUCGCACUUCGGUGUAUCUCGCCACCCACACUUAAACAUAAAUUCUCCGGAUCGCCCGCUUUCAGUGCGGAGUCUAUUUAGUUGGCACCAUUCCCGUCUCGGGGCCGAAAAACCUUGCGGUUUGUGGGUGGGAUCGUAGCUGGCAUGGGAUGCCCUGGGCAAGUUAGCAAUCCAGUCCUCUCUCCAUUUAUCUUUGAUGUUAAAACUGCUCUCUUUAAGUUCCUGUGCCGUAUUGUAUGGUGGAUGUCGGGAUUUUAAGCGUAGCCUAGGCGGACAGAAAAAUUCCGAGAAGACGGGCAGCUUUGGAUCUGCAGCAAUUUUGUUUGCUUCCUUUAGCAGGGCUUGUUGUCUCCUAAGGUGAGGCGGAGCAAUGUGGCUCAGAGCAGGCAGCCAUUGUGUCGGAGUGGACUAUAUGGUACCAGUUAUGCACCGCAUGGUUUUUCGCAGCUGGACAUCGACUUUCUCUACGUGCGCACUAUUGAGCCAUACGGGUGCGCAAUAUUCGCCAGCAGAGUAAACUAGGCUGAGUCCCGUCGUACGAAGCACGUCAGCGCUGGCUCCCCAAGUAGUUCCAGUCAGGUUGUGUAGAAUAUUAUUACGGGUUCCUAGUUUUUUGCUCAACUUACAGAGGUGGGAGCAAUAUGUAAGAGAGCGGUCUAAGGUUACGCCGAGAUAUUUUGGCUGUGGGUUGUAUACAAGGGUUUUACCGUCAAAGUUUACUGAGGGGGUGUAUGAGGCCAGUCUGUUAUUUAGGUGGAAUGUGGAAAUCUCUGUCUUGCUAGCAUUUGGUACCAAUCGCCACCUUUUAAAGUACAAGUUAAGCUUGCAAAUCUGUGGUGAGUUGCGCUUCCGACGACUUGAAAGUGCUGUGCUGGUAAGUUAAAGCAAUAUCGUCAGCAUAGACAAAUUUUCUGGACGCUGUUUCUGGAAGGUCAUGGGUGUACAGAUUAAACAGCAGUGGUGCCAGAAUGGAUCCUUGUGGUAGGCCGUUGUUUAGUUUUCUGGGACGACUCUGCUUAUCCCCUAGAUGGACGACAAAUUCCCUAUUACGUAGCAUAUUGAUUAUUAGACCGAGUACUAUGAAAAUUCCUAUACAAUAAUAUUAGUGACAGACGGUUUAGUGCAACCGACCCUUAUUCAUUAAACUUUACGGGCCUGAUUUAGUUAAAUUAUCUUUUAUCCCUUUCUUACAAAUACAUAAGUCAAAAUGACAGACAAACGAUUCAUAACUAAUUCAGGCCAGUAACGCGUUUUUGAAUAACGCCAUAAUUGUUUUUUGUCUGUGAUAAGUAGUGGUCGUUUUUACAUAUAGAUAGUAAAAUUCAUAAUUUUUAUUAUAAGAUGUAGGUAUAGCUAAAUUCAAUAUUUUUCUGUAUAAUUUUUAAAUAUAUAUUAAAGUGUAUAUAUUUUAACGUAAA
This is a messenger RNA of Cydia strobilella, 11536 nucleotides long. Its product is annotated as glycerophosphocholine phosphodiesterase GPCPD1-like. The record is from RefSeq and is a predicted model, not a curated record. Lineage: Eukaryota; Metazoa; Arthropoda; Insecta; Lepidoptera; Tortricidae. Gene Ontology annotation, molecular function: starch binding; glycerophosphocholine phosphodiesterase activity. The transcript has 7 exons. The coding region runs from base 199 to 2490 and encodes 763 amino acids. Gene Ontology annotation, biological process: glycerophospholipid catabolic process.